AUGAUUAAAAAAGUUGUUAUUAAGAAGAAAAGAGACGUUCUAUCUAAAAUAAAUACAAAAGAAGAUGACGAUCAUUUCAAAGAUUGCCAUGAAGAAGGGCAUGUGAACAAAAAAUACUUCAAGUGCUUGUUCUACAGAGAAGCCUCUGCAUAUGAUGUCAGGCGAAGAGGUGAAAGAUUGACUCGGGUCCGACAGUCGAAGUAUGUAGAAGUUGCAAACAAACAGGCCAUAAACAAAGGUCCAAAGAUUGCCCCAAUUACAAUCCUUUUAAAAAGGAGAAAUAUCCUUUAUCCCGCCAAUACUACUCGCAUACUCUUAUUCCAGUAUGCAGAUAAUGUUAUUUUUAUGAAAAGAAGGGUAGUGGAGUUCUUUGCUGCCAAAAAUGUGAAAGAUGUGACAAAGGGAUGUGAAUGCUGCCAGAAAUAUGAUGAUUAUAUCAAAGGCGAUUUGUCAAACAGAAAAAGCGUUUGUUCUAUUGCAAUUAUUCUCCACAAAACACUUUGGCUAGGCGAACUUCGAUUUUAUUCAACAGUCAUCUCGCUAGCAGAGAAAAGAGAAGUGUUUCUAAUCUUUAGUAUAAAUUAUAUACCGACAGUAUACCUCGAGUUCAUCGGUUUUGAACAUAGACGUAGAAAAGUAUCAGAGGUUAUCGAAAAAUCGUAUACCCAUCUAUAA
This is a messenger RNA of Mucor mucedo, 675 nucleotides long. RefSeq lists its product as uncharacterized. Bases 1 to 675 code for a protein of 224 amino acids. The record is from RefSeq and is a predicted model, not a curated record. The transcript has 9 exons. NCBI's taxonomy places the organism in Eukaryota, Fungi, Mucoromycota, Mucoromycetes, Mucorales, Mucoraceae.